Molecule: messenger RNA, 3938 nt
Organism: Mus pahari (shrew mouse)
Lineage: Eukaryota; Metazoa; Chordata; Mammalia; Rodentia; Muridae
Gene: Trim16
Product: tripartite motif containing 16
Exons: 5
Coding region: 193-1947 (584 amino acids)
Molecular function (GO): zinc ion binding; protein binding
Source: RefSeq, a predicted model, not a curated record
UGUGGCUGGCUCCUAGCCAAUCUGUAGGAACCUCGUCCUGUCUGAGUAACUGCGCUUCCUCCGGAGGGAGGAAACAGUUAAUGUCUCGGGGCAGCUGCAAUCAGCUAGGCGUGGCUCUCUGGUUAGACUUGGGCUACUCAGAUCCUGAGCCAAGGGACCGGGGAAGGACGCCUUAGCCCGCAGAGCCUCCAGAUGGCCGAAUUAGAUCUGAUUGCCCCAGGGCCUCUGACCGGGGUCACUGCUCACCCUUUGGCCCCUCUCGGCCCAGACCCUGUGUCAGCUAUCCCAGUAGAAAAAGAAGAUGCGGACCCUCUCAGCAAGCCAGGUGACAAAACCCAGGAGCAGGGUCAUGACCCUGCAGAGCUCGGGGCUCCUGAUGAAGAGGAGGAGCAGAUUCUGUGUGACUUCUGUCUUGGGGCCAGCAGAGUAAGGGCAGUGAAAUCCUGUCUGACCUGCAUGGUGAAUUACUGUGAGGAGCACCUGCGGCCGCACCAGGAGAACAGCAAACUGCACAGCCACCAGCUAACCGAACCCACAAAAGACCAAGAUCUGCGCACCUGCCCUGCCCACCACAGCCCUUUGGUUUCCUUCUGCCACACGCACCAGCAGUGUAUCUGCCAGGAAUGCGGCGAGGGUGAACACAGAGGCGACAGUACUGUCUCCCUGGAUGCAGCCCGCAGGAACAAAGAGGUGGACCUUCGGUGCAUGCAGUUGGACCUGGAGCAGAAGCUCAAGUUGAAUGAAAAUGCCAUUGCCAGGCUCCAAGCCAACCAUAAGUCUGUUUUGGCGUCGGUGUCAGAGGUGAAGGUGGUAGCUGAAGAGAAGUUUGGGGAACUCCUCGCAGCCGUGCGGAAGGCCCAGGCAGAUGUGAUGCUCUUCUUAGAGGAGAAAGAACAGGCUGCACUGAAUCAGGUCAACGGCAUCAAAACCUACCUGGAGCACAGGAGCCUUGAGAUGGAGAAAAGCAAGCAGGAGCUGGAGAAGUUGGCCGCCAUCAGCAACACUGUGCUCUUUCUGGAGGAGUAUUGCAAGCUUAAGAAGGCAGAGGACACUGCCUCCCCCAGCAUUUACAUAGGGCUGAAGGACAAACUCUCAGGCAUCCGAAAGGUCAUCACGGAUUCAACUCUGCACUUGAUCCAAUUGCUAGAAAGCUAUAAGGAAAAGCUCCAGGAAUUUUCCAGGGAAGCUCAGAUGUUACAGCAGGUGACAAUCAACUUGAGCUGCAGAAAGCUCCACUGGUGUUCACCUACCCCUUGUCCUAGGGGAGCACUGGAUGGGUCAGUGAAACCAAAUGAUGGGUGUUUUCUCAUGUGUGCCUUGCGGAGGUCACUUGAGUUUAAAGCUGUCUUCUGUGUUUCCUCAGAUGCAUGUGACAUCACGUUUGACCCAGACACAGCACACAGGUACCUUCGCCUGCAGGAGAACAACCGCAAGGUCACCAACACCACGCCCUGGGAACACCCCUACCCGGACCUCCCCAGUAGGUUUCUGCACUGGCGUCAGGUGCUGUCCCAACAGAGCCUGUACUUGCACAGAUAUUAUUUUGAGGUGGAGAUCUCUGGAGGUGGCACCUAUGUUGGCCUGACCUGCAAAGGCAUUGACCGUAAGGGGGAGGAACGGAACAGCUGCAUUUCUGGAAACAGCUUCUCCUGGAGCAUUCAUUGGAAUGGGAAGGAGUUCACAGCCUGGCACAGUGACACAGAGACCCCGCUCAAGGCCAGCCCCUUCAGGAGGCUCGGCAUCUAUGUAAACUUCCCGGGAGGAAUCCUUUCCUUCUAUGGCGUAGAGUAUGAUGCUGUGACUCUGAUUCACAAGUUUGACUGCAAGUUCUCAGAGCCGGUCUAUGCUGCUUUCUGGCUGUCUAAGAAAGAAAACGCCAUCCGGAUUGUGGAUCUGGGAGAGGAGCCCGAGAAGCCAGCUGGGUCCUCCGCGGAGGCUGCUCCCUAGAUUCUAGGAUCUGCCUCCCAGGGGUUGCUAACUGUGACAACUGGGCAGCAGCUGGUAUUUUAAGGUGGACAGAAAUACCUGCUGAUGGUAGUUGGCUUUAGAAACAGUGGGUCUUGAAUGAACUUUCCCGCCUGCUUCCCAAGACAGUUCUUGCAUGAAUGCAGACACUCUUAAGACACCAAAGCCUCUCCUCACAUCGUCUAGUGAGGGUCUCCUCCUGUCUGCUCAGGCGAUUGUCACCUGUCACCCAGAAAUUCCAACUUAGGGUCUUCAAACCCUAACAAGACUGCACAGGGAUCCUAGUAAAUCACAAACACAUCGCUGCAUGUUUCUGACAUACUCUCCAGCGUUUGUAGUGCUUUCUCUUUGUUAGUUCAUGCUAUCUUUAUGGGGUAAAUGUUUACAUUGUCCUCAUGAUACACAUUAGGGGAUGGUGGCCAGGUUGGUCAGCUAACUUGUCUGGUCAGCCAAUAAAUGGGGGGAGGGGAGCAGAGCUGGGAUUCAAGUCUGUUGUUGAACUUGUGACUGAUUACAUGUUACGCUUACCUCAUCAGAUCAUGAAUGUUAUGCCUAAGGGGUAAACCACACGCUAAACCGCAUAGCCAACAGUCUUGAGCAUCCCUCUUAAGAGUUUGGUUUUUUGUUUUUUUCUGAAUGGGCCAGGCUCAACUUGUUCAUCCAGCCUUGCACCAUCUGAGCGUGCCCCCAUCCCUGACACAUCAGCAGCAUCAGCAGCAGGAUCAGCAUCAGCAGCACAAAAUGGUUUUGAACAGCAAGAUUUAGAAUAAACGUUUUAGCGAGGUCCUUUUGAGAGGGGUAGUCAUCCUCUCUGCUAAGGUUACCAGACUUCAUGGACUUGUCUAUUUUCUUGCACAAAGGGAUAGUUUCUCAGGUAUUUGGGGACAGUGUUCACCUCUCCCAGGAGCUAUGCCUGUGUGCUCGUGCUAAGUUGAUACUUUCCACGGUGAUCCCACUUUUCCCUGACACCCUGUUGAUGACUUCAUUCUCCUUUAGACAGAUGAUGAACAUCCAUCAAGCCUUUAUGCACAGCAUCUCAAAAUGGAUUUCUAUUGCCCUAGCCUGAAGUCCCUGGUGGGCUUUACCAGAAAUAUUACUUUCAUGUCUUUUCCCUCGACCUGUGUCAUGGCAAAUCUUCUUCUUCAACCAGUCUCAUGAUCCUGACUCAACUGUGUGUUACUUCAGACUUAUCUGACUUGAGUCUAAGACUCCACGUCUUUGUCUCUAAGGACUUAAAUGCUUUACACCUGUGUCCUCAUGUCACUGCCCUGCACUGAGAUACUUCCAUGAUCUAGUGCAUUUCCUCUCCUUUCAGCAGAAAUAGUUUCCCUGCAGAGUCAACGGCCUUCUCUCAAGUCUAAACCCUGGUUCAGAGUUAUUAUUAUUCAGUUUAUGAGGGCCAACACACACUAGCUUCUCAGUAGAACUGUGCAGUGGCAGGGCUCACUGUUCGCCUCCCUUGCCCACUGAACACGAUCAAAGAGCUUUUCUUCUCUUCUCUUUGUUUCUUUCCUUUUUAUUUGCGAUAGGGCCUCAUGACGUGGCCCAAGCUGGCCUGGGAUACACUAUAUAUUCUCGGCUGGCCCCAGACUCAGUUCUCUUUUCUUAGCUUCCAAAUGCUCAGGUUAUAAGCAUGAGUCACCUAUGCUCAGCUCCGCUCCACAAAAGACCUCUUCAGCGGCAGAAAUCAGUGUCUGAAUUUCUUGGAUCUAGCAGUUAAAGAAUACUCCCCAAAAGAGAAAAUCAUGUCUUCCUGGCCUGCCCUUUCUUUUCUUUUUUUAAAAGUUUUUUUUUUUUUGUCUUGAACUUUAUUUUUAAUUGACACACAAUAACUGUGUACUUAUGGAAUUCAGUGUGGCUUUUCAAGACAUGUAUGUCAUAAUAACCAAGUAAGAACAUAUACUUAUUCCUAUACCAAAGAAUAUUUAUUUAUUAUAAGAACACUUCAAAUCCUGUCUUCCAAUUGUUUUGAA